Messenger RNA from Closterium sp. NIES-65, 4641 nucleotides. The record is from the annotation of a GenBank genome assembly. NCBI's taxonomy places the organism in Eukaryota, Viridiplantae, Streptophyta, Zygnematophyceae, Desmidiales, Closteriaceae.
AUGUCGAACGCAGUCACUAUCCGCACCGCGCCCGUUGAGGCUGCUCUGCUCGAGUCCGCCGUGGCUCGUCCUGCCGCCUCUUCCCAGCGGCGUGUGCGGUUAAAUGGACUCAAGGCCUUCCGUGGAGGACAUCUGGGUCAAAGCUUCGCCGCUACUACUCAAAGCGCACCUAUUGAUCGGCUUCAAUCCAAGCAGAGGAUCCAUGGCCACUCCGCAGUGCGCGCCGCCGUCGCCGUUGAGGCUCCUGACGACUCAGCUCUGGUAACCCGCUCAGACAUUCGCAACAUCGCCAUCAUCGCACACGUCGACCACGGCAAGACGACGCUCGUCGACGCCAUGCUCAGACAAGCCAAGGUGUUCCGCGACAACCAGCAGAUGCAGGAGCGCAUCAUGGACAGCAACGACCUGGAGCGCGAGCGAGGCAUCACGAUUCUGAGCAAGAACACGGCGAUCCGGUUCCGCGGCACCAAGAUCAACAUUAUCGACACGCCCGGCCACUCCGACUUCGGCGGCGAGGUGGAGCGCGUGCUCAACAUGGUCGACGGCGUGCUGCUGCUGGUUGAUUCAGUGGAAGGCCCCAUGCCGCAGACGCGGUUCGUGCUGAAGAAGGCCCUGGAGCUGGGGCACCGCGUGGUGGUGGUGGUGAACAAGGUGGACCGCCCAGCGGCGCGCGUGCAGCACGUCAUCAACGCCACCUUCGAGCUCUUCUGCGAGCUCGAAGCCACCGACGAGCAGUGCGACUUCACCACCGUGUACGCGAGCGGGAUUCAGGGGAAGGCUGGUAUGGAGCCGGAUGCGCUUGCCGACGAUCUCGAGCCGCUGUUCGAGUCGAUUAUUAAGUGCGUUCCGGGGCCGAAAGUGCAGCCGAAGGCGGCGCUGCAGAUGCUGGUGACGAAUUUGGAUUACGACGAGCACAAGGGGAGGAUUGCGAUUGGGCGCGUGCACGCGGGGAAGAUCGCGCGCGGGCAGGUGGCGAAGAUUUGCACGCCCGAUGGCGCCUGCCGCGUGGCGAAGGUCGUGGAGCUGUUCGUGUACGACAAUUUCGCCCGCGUCCCGGUUGAUGACGUGGAGGCGGGAGACAUCUGCGCCUUGUCCGGUCUGCCGGACGUGCAGAUCGGCGAGACGAUCGCGGAUCGCGACGGCGACGCGCUGCCGACGAUCUCGGUGGAGGAACCGACGGUCAAGAUGAGCUUCUCCGUGAACGUGUCGCCGUUCUCGGGGCGCGAGGGGAAGUUCGUGACGUCAAGGAAUCUGAGGGAUAGGCUGAUGAGGGAGCUGGAGAGGAAUCUGGCGAUGAAGGUGGAGGACGGGGAGAGCGCGGAUACGUUCCUGGUCAGCGGACGUGGUACCCUGCACAUCACCAUCCUCAUUGAAAACAUGCGGAGGGAGGGAUACGAGUUCAUGGUGGGGCCACCACGGGUCAUUAACAAGAUCGAGGACGGCAAGACGCUAGAGCCGUAUGAGGAAGCGGUGGUGGAGGUGCCAGAGGAAUAUGUGGGGGCUGUGGUGGACAUGCUGGGUACACGCAAGGGGCAAAUGCUCGACCUGCAGGCCUCCAGUUCCGGCACCACAACCGUGAAGUACCGUGUGCCAACCCGCGGCCUGCUGGGGCUGCGCAACGCCAUGCUGACCGCCACGCGAGGCACGGCCGUCAUCAACACAAUCUUUGACAGCUAUGGACCGUGGGCGGGGGACAUGAACACUCGCGAGCAGGGCUCCCUGGUGUCGUUUGACACAGGCCCAACCACAUCGUAUGCGCUCUUCAGUUGCCAGGAGAGGGGGCAGCUGCUGCUGGGGCCGGGAGUGGAGGUGUACAAGGGGCAGAUCAUCGGCCUUCACCAGAGGCCCGGGGACCUGGACCUGAACGCGUGCAAGAGGAAAGCUGCCACCAACGUGCGAUCCAACAAGGAUGCCACAGUGGAGGUGAAGAAGGGGAUGAUCAUCGGGGUUCAACAUAGGCCUGGCAACCUUGACCUGAAUGGGUGCAAGAGGAAAGCUGCUACCAAUGUGCGAUCUAACAAGGAUGCCACAGAUGCGCGCGACCACCAUGUGUGUGGUGUGGCUGUGUGUGCUUCCUUGGCCAAUGUGGUGUAUUGGAGCUUGCUUUUGGUUGGUUGCGUGUAUCUUGGCUUGGGUGCUUGUUUUGAACUAUCUUGUUUGUUGGGUCUGUUUUUCCUUGCAGUGGUGUUGGCGGCGCCCCUUGAGUUCAGCUUGGAUGACUGUGUGGAGUACAUUCAAGAGGAUGAGCUCGUGGAGGUUACACCCCUUUCCGUCCGCAUGCUCAAGAACCCCAGGAUGGGCAAGAAGGGAAAGAAGCUUGAACCGCCAUGGACGUUGAGCCUGGAGCAUGCGACAUCAGAGCGCCUCGGAGGAGGCGAAAUCGCGUCCUACUCGUUCGACGUUCUCAAGGAAGCAGCUGACGUGGCGGUGGAGAGGCUUGUGAUUCGCCAGUGCGGAUUGCUGCUGCCUCGGGUGUCUAUUGGCUCUCCGUCCCUGCUAUUCAUUCAGCAAGGGUCGGGUGUGGUGGAGCUGAUAGAUGACAACGGCCAGGCACCUGCUGACGUGUCACCAAUCACGGUGAACAGAGGGGAUGCCGUGGUGGUUCCCAAGGGAUGGACGUACAUCCUGCCUUCCCUCCCUGUGCAGAAAUCAUACCUCGCUGGCAGCAACCCCCACUCCGUGCUGUCUGGCUUCAGUUUGCACAUCCUGGAGACGGCAUUCAACCAGCAGCACGACGUGGUCAGGGCGCUGCUGCACCAGGCAUCUGGAGGAGGGAUCAUCGUGUCCCGCUGUGUACCACCCUCGCCUCCUGAGCCUGCUGCACAGGAGGAUGUUGCAGAGGAGGAUGGGGAUAAGUCUGAGGAGGAUGGGUCAGUGGGGGAUGGUUCAGAGGGUGGUGUGUCAGAGGGGGAUAUGUCAGGGGAGUUGGAGGAAGUAGGACUGGGGAGGUGUGUUGCUAUGAUGAGGAGGAUGGGUUUUGCUGAGGGUGGAAUGCAGUUUGUGUUAGAAGGCAAGAAGGAUAAGGGGAAGGAGAAGGAGAAAAAAGAGAAGAAAAAGGAAAAGAAAAAGGGCAGGAAGGGGAAAAAAGAGAAGAAAGAGAAUGGAAGGAAAGAGAAGAAGAAGAAGAAGAAGAAGACUGUUCUGGUGGAUCACGUGGCAGCACGGCGGCCUGCAAUCACCACGGAGGGUGGCAGCAUGGUGCGCGUGUCGUACCGAGACUUCAAGGCACUCCGGGUCGCAGGCAUUGAGGGAGAAAUUGUGCUGCUCACGCUUUACCCGCAUGCGGUGGUGGCACCACACAUCCACGGCAAUGCAGCAGUGGUGUUCACGGUGCUCAAGGGUUCAGGGCACUUUGAAUCGGUUCACCCCAACGGCACCACGGCUGCCAGUGAUGCCGUGCAGACAGGCCACGUGGGGGUGGUCCCCAUGGGUUAUGCCCAUGCUCUGCAGGCGGGAGAGCAGGGCGUGCAGAUUCUCGGCUUCCACCCGGACGUGAACAAGGACCCCGGAGCGGAGGACAAGUUCAAGGAGAUCAGUACCGCGUACGAGGUUCUUUCGGACGAUGAGAAGCGGCCACUAUACGACCGCUUUGGGGAGGCGGGCGUGUCUGGGUCUGGUGGCAUGGGAGGAGCGGGAGCUUACACGUCGAACCCGUUCGACCUGUUCGAGUCCAUAUUCGGGCCGGGUAUGGGCGCUGCCGCGCGGGGAGGCAUGGGCGGAAUGGGCGGCAUGGGCGGCAUGGGCGGCGCUGGCCCGCGGACGCGACAACCUGUUCCCGGCGACGAUGUCAAAAUGGAGAUGCCGCUGGAGUUCCGCGAGGUGAUAUUCGGCGCGGAGAAGACCAUCAACGUGGCGCACCUGGACGGCUGCAACGAGUGUGGGGGGUCGGGCGCCAAGGCGGGCACGUCCCCCCGCACGUGCCCCACGUGUCGGGGCAUGGGGCAGGUCAUGCAGACAAGGCAGACGGCCUUUGGGAUGUUCUCCUCGGUGUCCACGUGCUCGACGUGUGCCGGAGUGGGGGAGGUGAUAUCUGAGUUCUGUCGCAAGUGUGGGGGCGAGGGGCGCGUGCGGACGCGCAAGCCAGUGGUGAUCAACGUGCCUGCAGGGGUGGACUCGGGCACAGUGCUGCGCGUCAAAGGGGAGGGCGACGCUGGCAUGCGCGGGGGCAAGCGGGGCGACCUGUACGUGUUUGUGAAGGUGAAGGAGACGAUGGGUAUUCGCAGGGACGGCAUCAACCUCUACUCCAACGUCUCUAUCGACUACACUGACGCCAUUCUGGGCACGGUGGCCAAGGUGGCUACGGUUGACGGUGCAGCAGAGCUGAGAGUGCCGGCAGGAACCCAGCCAGGGGACACGCUGGUAUUGGAGCGCAAGGGCGUGCCCAAGGUGGGCAAGAGCAACAUUCGCGGGGACCACUUCUUUCAAGUCAACGUCUCCAUCCCCAAACGAGUCAGCCCCACGGAGCGGGAUCUGGUGGAGGAGCUGGCGUCCAUUCACAAGACGGGCAAGACGCGCACGGGCAUCACUGUGGAGGGAGCAAGGCCACGGGGUUCAUCCUCCAGCUCAGGAGUGGAUGGAGAGGGCAUCGUCGACACCGUCAAGACUGUUUUUUCGGGCAUUAAAGAUUUCUUCAGCAAGUGA